AUGGAAGGUGGUCCUACAAGAGACCCACCGACGUCGCAAGCCAACAAGGUGGCAGUGCCUGUGCUUAACCUUCCCAAUCAGGAGGGUGAUGUGAUUCCCAAGGGACCGAUACAAGGCCCGGCGUCCGUACCUCGGGGUCUGGCAGGUAUCAAUGCCCGUACACGAGAGAUGGCCACGGCGAAGCUGCCGCCGAGUUUGCGCGCGAAGCUGGAAGAGAAUGCGCGGCGGUCGGCGAAUGCCAUGCCCGGUACGGCGGGCGUGAUGGGCCAUGGAGAUAAGCUCAACUCGGCGAUGCUGAUGCCCAAAGGUCCUAGCAUGCCUGCGACCUCGGCGUCUGCGCGUGCGCAUCCACCUCCGAUGCCACAGGCGGGCGCCCAGCGCGCGCGACCUAACCUGCGUUUGAGUGAUAUGGGUCUGUCGGUGCCGGGGCAGGCAGGAAGUGGACCCAAACGACCGGGUGGACGGCCCAAUUUGAAGUUGGGCAUGAUGCCUGGGGCUCCAGUACCAACGUCGGCUUUCGGCACCUUUAGCGAGAUUGUGUACGUGGCAUUCACUUAUAGCAGGGACCCAUCUGGUCGGCUGAUUUUCGAUGGCAAGGCGGUGCUGCACGCUUCGGGUGUCGAGUUCAAGAAUGGGACAUCUUUCAACAUCAAUAUGGACGAGCUGGAGCUGCUGGAGCCGCUGGGCCAUGGUAAUUACGGCACAGUGACGCGUGUGCGUCACACGCGCACCAGGGUGGAAAUGGCGAUGAAGGAGAUUCGCUUGGAGCUCGACGAGGCGAAGCUAAACGCCAUCAUUAUGGAGCUAGAUAUUCUGCACCGGGCGAUGGCGCCGCAAAUUGUCGAGUUCUACGGUGCCUUUUUCGUCGAAUCCUGCGUGUACUACUGCAUGGAGUUUAUGGACUGCGGCAGUCUCGAUAAGCUGUGUGCGGGACGUCACUGCGUGGUGCCCAACGAGGUGCUGGCGAACAUUGCGCUCAAUACAGUCCAAGGACUGCAGUUCCUCAAGGACGAGCUCCAGAUUAUUCACCGCGACGUCAAGCCGAGCAACAUGCUGAUCAACUCGAGGGGCGAGGUCAAGCUGUGUGACUUUGGUGUGUCCGGGCAGCUGGAGAAGAGCCUGGCCAAGACCAACAUUGGGUGCCAGAGCUACAUGGCCCCUGAGCGCAUCACCGGCCAGGGCCGCAACGUGACUACCUACACGGUCGCGUCAGACGUGUGGUCGCUCGCUAUCUCGCUCGUCGAGAUUGCGUGUGGCUCGUAUCCCUACCCGCCAGAGACUUUCACGAAUGUGUUUGCGCAGUUGCAGGCCAUCGUGGAAGGUGAGCCGCCACAGCUGCCGCAUCCCUCUGCGACGCCCAUCACCAUUACAACGCCGCAGGGCACGAGCAUUGACUUGGAGCUCGGCUCCUGCGAGUACUCGGACGCUGCGCGCGACUUUGUGUCGCAGUGUCUUCGUAAAACACCCGACGACCGCCCCAGCUAUGCAUCCCUGCUCGAGCACGAGUUUGUCGCGCAUGCCAGCCAAGUUGACAUGGCCGCCUGGGUCCAUGAUGCCUACUCACAUCGUCGUCAACUGUCCGACAAGGACGCUGCGGCCCCAGCCUCCCCAUCCUCAUCCGCAUGA
Molecule: messenger RNA, 1626 nt
Organism: Malassezia sympodialis ATCC 42132
Lineage: Eukaryota; Fungi; Basidiomycota; Malasseziomycetes; Malasseziales; Malasseziaceae
Exons: 2
Coding region: 1-1626 (541 amino acids)
Biological process (GO): MAPK cascade; protein phosphorylation; cellular hyperosmotic response
Molecular function (GO): MAP kinase kinase activity; ATP binding
Source: RefSeq, a predicted model, not a curated record